AUGUCGAAUUCCACUGCGUCGGAUAGCGACCAUGGGCUCACAGAGGGUAUCUACACUAGCAGAGCAUGUCUUGAGUCCGCCCUUGUCUCUGUUUUCACCACUAUUGCCUCCUACAAUAUCGUCGAGCUCCUGAUUCUCUGCUUUACCAGAUUCAAACGGAGGGACGUUUACUUUUGGACCUUGCUAGUGGCAACCCUUGGAAUCAUUCCCUAUAAUCUUGGCUUGAUCCUCAAACUUUCUAAUGUCGUCCACAACAAUAACAUCUCAUUAACUUUUGCGAGCAUCGGAUGGUAUUGCAUGGUGACCGGCCAGUCUAUGGUGCUAUGGUCACGGCUGCACCUCCUGAUUCGGAGUCGAAAGCUGUUGCGUGGUAUUUUGUGCAUGAUCAUCGUCGACGCUUUUGUACUCCAUAUCCCUACCACAGUGCUUGCCUUUGGUGCCAAUGCGCCGAGCCAUACCCGGGCAUUCGUGAAGGGGUAUGAAAUUAUGGAAAGGAUACAGUUGAUCGGAUUCUUUGCUCAGGAGGCUCUGCUAUCAGUGCUAUACAUCUGCAAAACAGUUGAGUUUCUCAAGUCUCAUGUCAGAAAUCGUUACUGGGGUAUACUGCAUCAGCUGCUGGUUAUCAACAUCCUUAUCAUCCUGAUGGAUGCUUCAUUCGUCGCAGUUCAGUACUCAGGGUUUUACGCAAUCCAAGUCACUCUAAAGGGCCUGGUUUAUAGCGUCAAGCUGAAGCUGGAGUAUGCCAUUCUGGGCAAGCUCGUCAAGGCUGUCAAUGCACAACGCAAGGCCACCGGAUCGUACUACGACACAGAUCGCACAGACAAGUCCCACGUGCCAUAA
Molecule: messenger RNA, 840 nt
Organism: Aspergillus lentulus
Lineage: Eukaryota; Fungi; Ascomycota; Eurotiomycetes; Eurotiales; Aspergillaceae
Source: RefSeq, a predicted model, not a curated record